UUUCCACCAAUUAUACCACUCAAUGUCGGUGGUGUGAUUUUUAUGACGAGAUUAUCAACAUUAUUACGAUAUCCAGAUUCUAUGUUGGCGGCCAUGUUUAGUGGUCGGUACCAAGUGGACAAAGACAAGGAUGACCAUUUUUUCUUGGACAGCAAUGGAAACAUCUUUGGACAUAUCUUGGAAUAUUUACGGCAUGGAACUUUACCGCCAUAUGAUGUGAGCAGCUUAGUUCAUCGUGAUGCUAUGUAUUAUGGACUUAUUGAACUUGCACAAAGGUUAUCUCUGAAACCAGAAUUAGCUGCGCUUGCAGUACGUGAGGCACACAGAUCUCAAUUUCCAAAUUACCAGCAAAUCAAAGAAAAUGUGAUAAGAGUAGGAAUCGAAAAUGCUACUGUUACCAAAACUGGCGGUGUCACAAUUCAUGCAUUUCGUGCCGAAUUUAAACCAAAAGUUCAGAACUUUAAUCCAAAACAUGGCUGCGUGGUUGAACAGGCGCAUGUGACUAUUGGACCAUGGGAAGGUAUGGCAGACGAAGAAGUGUUUAUUCGGUGUUUAGAAAGUGAUCUCAUUGAAGAAGGCUUCAAUAUC
This is a messenger RNA of Lottia gigantea (owl limpet), 588 nucleotides long. RefSeq lists its product as hypothetical. NCBI's taxonomy places the organism in Eukaryota, Metazoa, Mollusca, Gastropoda, Lottiidae. The transcript has a single exon. The annotation marks the transcript as partial. The record is from RefSeq and is a predicted model, not a curated record. Gene Ontology annotation, biological process: protein homooligomerization.